AUGAAUAAAAUAUUAUUAAAACGACAAAUAUUAUAUAAUUUACCUAAAUAUUUUAAAAAUAAUAUACCAUAUACUAUAACAAUUAAUAAAUCAAACCAAUUCAUUAACAAUAACUGUAAAAAUAAUAAUAAUAAUUUUAGAAAAUUAAAUUUUACUACUACUACUACUACUACUACUACCGCCCCAAUAACGAAUAAUAAACCAAAAUCAAAUAUGUUAUAUUCACCAAAAGAUAGAUCAUAUGAAGAAGCAGUUAAUGCAUUAUUAACACUUCAAUCGAAUCAAACAGUUAUAAUAUCAUGGACUAAAGAAAGAAGAGAUAAUAAAGAAGAGAGUGCAAAAUUUUUAAUGGAAGAAAUGAGAAACUAUUGUAAAACAUUGAGUAUUGAUUUAGAGAGAGAGUCGAUAAUUCAUGUUGCAGGUACAAAAGGUAAAGGUAGUACAUGUGCAAUCACAGAGUCGAUUAUAAGGGAACAAGGAUUCAGCACAGGUUUAUUCACAUCACCCCAUUUGAUCAGUCCAAGAGAACGUAUUCGUAUCAAUGGUGAAAUGAUUAGUAAAGAGAUGUUUUCUCAAUACUUUUGGAACUGUUGGGAUUUGUUAAUUAAAGAUUACCAAACUCAGUUACCAAAUUUCUUUAGAUACCUUACUCUAAUGGCAUUGAAAAUAUUUCAAGACGAAGCUAUCCAAUGCACAAUCUUGGAGGUUGGUAUAGGUGGUAGAAUGGACUCGACCAAUGUUUUCCCAAAACCAAUGGUAACUGGUAUCUCUGCAUUGGGGUACGAUCAUCAAAAUCUUUUAGGUAAUACUUUAGCUGAAAUCGCAUUGGAGAAGGCUGGUAUUAUGAAAGUUGGUAUACCAAUAUUCACAGUUUCAUCACAAUUACCAGAAGCAAUCAAUGUAUUAAUUGAUCAUUCAAAUAAAGUUAAAUCACCAUUAUCAAUUGUACCAUCAAUAGACCAAUAUACAAUUAGUAGUGGUGGUGGUAAUAAUAAUAAUAAUAAAAUUGAAUCAAUUGGAUUAAAAGGUACACAUCAAUUAGAGAAUGCAUCAUUGGCGAUAGCUUUAGCAAAUUGUUGGUUUAAGAAACAAACUUUUAAAGAUGUUAAUGAAAUUUUCAAUAGUGAAAAUCAUAAACAAUAUAAUUAUGAAACUAAUAAUUAUAAUGUCACUCAAUUUACACCAUUAUUGAAAUCCAUUGAAUUAGGUUUAAAGAAUUGUGAAUGGGCUGGUCGUGCUCAACAUUUUACAAAUCCAUCACAUUUUCCAAAUAUGGAUUUCUAUUUAGAUGGUGCUCAUACUGUUGAAAGUUCAAUUGUAAUGUUAAAUUGGUGGAAAUCAAUAGUAAAUACUACUACUACUACUACUACUACUACUACUACUACUACUACUAAUAAUAAUGAUGAUGAUACAAUUCAUAUUUUAAUAUUCAAUAGUACAGGUGGUAGAAAUCCAACAAGUUUCUUAACACCAAUCAUCCAAUCAAUUGAUAAUAAAGAAAUUCCAAUCUUUAAUAAAUCUAUAAUUCCAAAUAUUAUCAUUGAAAAACCAAUUGAUAAAAAAUAUUAUAUUAAUGAAAUAAUUCAAUCAAAUCAAUCUUCAACAGCAACAACAACACCAAUUCCUGAUAAUGCCGCUGUGAAACAAACAACAGAAAUAAAAGAAUCAUCAACAUGGGAAGAUUUCGUUGUAGAAUGUUAUGAUAAAUUAUCAAAAAAAUCUCAUCCAUGUAUUACAGCUGAUAGUAUUGAAUCUUCAAUUGAAAUUGCUAAAGAACUAUCUGAAAAUGGUACUAAAAAUGUAAAGGUUUUAAUCACUGGUUCUUUAUAUUUAGUUGGUGGUGUUUUAAAAGUUUUAUUAAAAGAAAAAUCUUUUAAUUAA
Dictyostelium discoideum AX4 is the source of this 1881-nucleotide messenger RNA. It is a transcript of the gene folC, whose product is annotated as tetrahydrofolylpolyglutamate synthase. The record is from RefSeq and is a predicted model, not a curated record. NCBI's taxonomy places the organism in Eukaryota, Evosea, Eumycetozoa, Dictyosteliales, Dictyosteliaceae. The transcript has a single exon. Gene Ontology annotation, biological process: tetrahydrofolylpolyglutamate biosynthetic process; folic acid-containing compound biosynthetic process. Gene Ontology annotation, molecular function: acid-amino acid ligase activity; tetrahydrofolylpolyglutamate synthase activity; ATP binding. The coding region runs from base 1 to 1881 and encodes 626 amino acids.